Molecule: messenger RNA, 712 nt
Organism: Humulus lupulus (European hop)
Lineage: Eukaryota; Viridiplantae; Streptophyta; Magnoliopsida; Rosales; Cannabaceae
Exons: 3
Coding region: 257-712 (151 amino acids)
Source: RefSeq, a predicted model, not a curated record
AGCACCUCAGGCAAAGAAGGCUUGAAAUACAGGCCCUUCGAAGGAUAGGCCCUCCGCCACCACAACUCCAUCUUCUCCCUGCGAGCAGCAAACUCCUUCUGCUCCGGCUGGAUCGACUCCUCCUCCCGAGGCUUCGACCGACCAAACUCAGCAGGUUGAUCCUGCUCCAACCGGGGGAGAGACGGUUGGUCGCGCCUUUAAACUGGUCAAAGAGAGGAUCACCAAGAUUGCGAAGUACGACCGCUGCCGAGAGGCAAUGGCUGCUACAGAGACAAUGGAAGUUGACCUAAUUUUGAACCACGCCCUGAACGAGUUCACCAGUGCCAUGCUGAACCUCACUGCCGGCCGAAUCCGCUUGGGUGCCGUCAUCGAGCAUGCCAGAACUUUGGAGCAACGUCAUGAGGAUGAACUUAAAACUGCUGAGGCCAAACAUGCUGAACAGUUGGCAUUGGUGGUUGAGGAAAAGGCCAAACGGGCUAAGGAGUUGGAGGAGAAGCAAAGGUCUCUGGAGAAAGUUCGCGAGCAGAGGGACCAAUAUAAGGAGUCCAACUGCUUUAACUUUCACGCGGCCCAACAGCUUGAGGUUGACUUGGCUGCGAGCAGGCAGGAGACCACAAUUCUAGAGGGCCGGAUUAAGGAGUUAGAGAAGGCCAACGCCGGCAACUUGGAAAGGCAUGGCCGCUCCCAACGUCUUCGAUCUGUAUCAGACUGA